ACUCACACUCGCUUUGCAGUUCUAGCCAUGAAUUUUUAAACAUGGAUCCGGAACCGUCAGAGCGCACAUAAUUAAUACUACAUUUACAUAUUAUGUGAUUGCCAGUCUGAAUCAAUAUUUUUUUGUCCUCCCUACAUUUUUAUUGACAUUUCCAUCCGUGUGCAUAAAUCAACAUAUCACGGAUCCUGUGUAUCUAUGUGUGGAUUUUGGACAUUCUUCAAGACAAAAUCUUCCCAAGAAUUUCCAAUUUACAAUGAAUUCUCCGGGAUCAAAUAUUGACGCAGUGGCCGCCGAAAGCGACGACGACAGCAGUUCAGAUGAAAAAGGAGGACAGAUUCCCGCUAAGAACGAAGAUUCUGCUGCAAAAGAUUCAUCAGAGAGUGAAGCAAGAACAGAUGACUCGCAGGCAUCCACAGUUCCUUACGUGGAAAAAACGAUUGAGAGCCUUCUUGAGACUUCAUUCUGCAGCAGUGAGGAUAAUGAGUCUAUACAUCUCAAAAUAUCAAGCAGUGAGGGAGAGGAAGAUGUUUGCAAAGAUCCAUUCAUGGGCAUUUCCUUCUCUGAUAACUCCCUGAAAAAUUGGGUCAAAAAUCCGUCACCCGAGGAGCCGCCGCUUUCAUCGACUCCAGUCUAUGUCGACUCGUCUAAAUUAAAUAGUGGCUUCAAAUUUCGUCCCUCCAACCAGUCUCUCAGUCCAAACCAAAAAUCCACCACAAGGUCAGCUGUAAGCCCGUCCUGGUCGACAGAUAUCUGUCUCGAUGAAGAGAAACCAACCAGCGAAAGCAGGAGCUCUGAUACAGUCAGAAACUUCAAGCCAAAUCCCAAGAUGCUCAAUGACUCGACGAUGAAGGACAAGCUGAAUCGUUUUCUCGACGUGCUGAUUGGUCACGAGCACGCACGAUUUGUGUUUUCUCGAAGCCCUUCAAAAUCGAAACAUUUCGUCAGCGAAAGGCCCAUGAACAUUGAAGGUCUUCGGAAGAAGCUAAACGACGGACUGUUUUCGUCCGGAGAAGCUUUCUUGAGGGAUUUGAAACUGAUGCUGCAGGAUGCAGCCUUGCUGAAUCCCACCGAAAGUGGAAUUCCUGAGAAGGCUUGCAUCAUGGAGGGCGUCUUGAGUUACCUGUGGUCAGCUACUUUCAAACACUUCCCUCUCAAGGACGACACUCCGAAACCUACGAGUUUUGAUGCAGAAGCAGUGAAGACCAGUUUUCCCUUAUCAAAGGGAGCUUUGGAGCGUCCACAAUAAUAACCAGCGAGUCAAAGUCUGUACACUUCUUUUCUAUUUUGAAUUUCAACUUAUGAGAGGACUGAGAUUUAAUGGAAAAUAAUACUUGAUGAAAUUUAGUUAAGAAUUUUAAUGCAGCGAAGUAGUAUUGCUUCCGUGAUAUAUUAUGGAAUGCUGAAACAAUAAAACCAAUUGAAUUUAUAGCAGGAAACAAUAAUAUGCGGUGUGUGUAUAUAUAUUAGCUGAUAUUUCAUAUUAUAUUCGGUAGAAAUGAGAGUUAGAGUAUAAAAUUUAAAACGAAUCUAGAAAUUUUGAUGACGGACAAAAUAGUUAUUUUUUCUUGAAAAUAAAUCGCAAAACGUCAAAAUGCAGACACGAAUCUACGAUUUGCUUUGAUGUUUUUAAUCUCGGACUGGCAUUAGUUGUCUAAAAAUGUUUUGUUGUGCACUAAAGUGUUCGAGACACUUGAGAAACUCUUGAGUGAGUGAAAUUGUUGAAAGAAGGGUUAAAAUGUGCACCUGUAGUUUAAAUUUCGUUCUAAGAAUAUUUAUUCACCCUUAAAUUAUAAACAUUGUAUUUUGAACAGAGUCGUUUGGAAAAAAGGCGGACAAUU
Molecule: messenger RNA, 1838 nt
Organism: Cloeon dipterum
Lineage: Eukaryota; Metazoa; Arthropoda; Insecta; Ephemeroptera; Baetidae
Exons: 7
Coding region: 254-1246 (330 amino acids)
Molecular function (GO): protein binding
Source: RefSeq, a predicted model, not a curated record